UUUUUCUCUUCUUCUUCUUCUUCUCUUUCCUCACCUUCCCCUUCUCGCUUUUUUUUGUUCCACCACCACCAGAGCGCAUAUCUCUCUCCUUCAGCUCUCCCUCUCUCUUCUCUACACCGCCCACUCCUCCUCUUCUCUCCUCCUCUCCUCUUCCUCCACAUUCACCGCCGCCUCGCCGGCUUCUUCUUCUGCUUCUUCUUCUCCGCCUCAUUACAUCGCCCGCUGAACCCUUUUUUCUGCUCGUUUUUUUUUAUUUAGUAGGGAAGAAGAAAGCGCGCAUUUUUUUUGGUGGGACCAAAGAUAAACGAGGAGAAAUUAUCACCACCAACCACCAUGGCGAGCACCGAGGAUAAAGCGACCAACAAGGAGAACACGACCACUUGGAAGGACUCCUUCUACAACCCGAGGACCGGGGAGGUGCUGGGACGCACGGCCAGCAGCUGGGCCCUCGUCCUGCUGUUCUACCUGGUUUUCUACUGUUUCUUGGCCGGCAUGUUCGCCCUCACCAUGUGGGUGCUGCUGCUCACUCUGGAUGACUAUGUGCCCAAGUACCAGGACCGCGUUCCCUCUCCAGGUUUGGUGAUUCGUCCACAUGCAUUGGAUAUGUCAUUCAACAAAUCUGACCCGCUAAAGUACGCGCAAUAUGUCCAACACCUGGAGUCCUUCCUGCAAAGAUAUAAUGAUACAGAGCAGGAGAAAAACGAGGAAUGCAUUCGAGGACAGUACUACGAGCAGGACGACACCGAAUCAAGGGAAAAGAAAGCUUGCCGCUUCAAGAGGGGCUCCCUGGCUCUCUGCUCUGGUCUCUCCGACACCAACUUUGGAUAUUCUGAGGGGAAACCCUGCAUACUCCUGAAAAUGAACAGGAUCAUUGGCCUGAAGCCUCAGGGGGAUCCCUACAUCAACUGCACAGUUAAAAAAGACAACCCAAUUCAAAUGCAGUAUUACCCCAGUGAGGGGCGCUUUGAUAAGAUGUAUUUCCCCUACUACGGCAAGAAAGCCCAUGAGACUUACGUGCAGCCCCUGGUGGCCGUGAAGCUGCUGCUCACCAAGGAGGACUACAACAAGGAGCUGGCGGUAGAGUGCCGGGUAGAUGGCACCGACCUCCGCAGCAACGACGAUAGGGACAAGUUCCUGGGUCGCGUCACCUUCAGGAUCAAGGUGGUCGAGUAAAGGAGGCGAAGACGGUAAAAGGAAACACGACGCAGAGGCUGCCCACGUUUGCUACGGAUUUUAAUGUUUAAAAAUAAAAUAAUAAAAGGAAGGAAGUGUCAAAUACGUCACAAAGACGGCAUUUUUUUGGGGAUGUGGCUCAGUAGGAGAGCCAGUUAGAUGCAGAUAUUGAAUGUUGCUUUGCUGACAUUUCUGACCCUUCUUUCCUUUCAUGAUCUCCUCAAAGAUCAAAGAGCUCUGCUCCUGAACCCAUUCAUCCUUUCAUUUACCUGUUGCACUGUUCAUUAUCCACUCAGUUUAUUAUUAUUAUUAUAUUUUUUUUAGUAUUGAUGUGAUUAGAUAAUUUAUAGCCAUUGCAACCAAGCCAUUUGGAGCCGUUGUGUAAUUGCUGAUACAACUUUUUUUAAUGUUUUUUUUAGAUCUUUCUGCUGUCAGGAAGAGAGUGUUGUUUCUCCAAACUGUAUGAACGACUGUAUUAUCGCUGGUGUUGAGAGGAUUUUUAUCUCGCUGUAUAGUAUAAUUGAGAAAAGUAGAACAUCUCCAGAGUAUUUCACAUUAUCACAUCACAAAGACUUCAUAGGAACGUACCUUGAUAAUCAAGUAUAGCCACUGUAUCCCUGUAUAUGAAAUGCCAAUUACAAAGUCCCUUUCUACAUAUAAAUACAUUGUGAUCCUUACCAUAUUUAGGGAGUUAUAGAUAGAUCUUUGUGUUGCGGCCUGCGUACCCACAACCUAGUCUUGUGCUGUCUGUCUGUCCGUCUGUCUGCAUGUCCGUCUGUCUGUCUGUCCGUCUUCCUGUUUACUCACCUCUCCACUGCAAUAGCCAACAUGUGGGUGAGCCCUCCAGGACUAGAUGCGUUGUCUCGCUCCACCUCGCGGGGUGCUGCGUAGUGAUGGUGGCUGAGGCGACACACACACACACACACAUACACAAAUACACACAAGAAAGUACAGUGUAAAAAAAUUACUUUUAAGGCAGAGAGGCGCUGGGAAAACAGUGCAAAAAUAAAAAGUUCACUGUAACUAUGUACUGUAUAUCUUUACGUGAUCUGUAUAUCUAUCUGGGUCUCAAAGAUUGUUUGUUAGUUUUCUCUCUUCUUCAGCCUGUUGAUCUGAUUGUCUGCCAAUCUAUUACUCUUCAAUGUAUAUAUAUACACUAUCUACCAUAUUUACUUAAUUCACACUGUAUUUUUGUCACAAAACACAAUGUCUGUGCACUGUAAAGAAAUAAUUUAAGCAAAGAUUUACAGGAAAUUAUCUUAUUCAAAGCUAUGUUUACACAGUCUUAAAAGGAACCCGCAUUUGAAAUACCAACUUGUAACAUCUCUUCAGGGUGCCUUAAGACCUGAUGAAAUAAAUUGUGGAAUAAAAGUGAUUUUGAAGAAAAAA
Sebastes umbrosus (honeycomb rockfish) is the source of this 2562-nucleotide messenger RNA. RefSeq names its product sodium/potassium-transporting ATPase subunit beta-3-like. Gene Ontology annotation, cellular component: sodium:potassium-exchanging ATPase complex. NCBI's taxonomy places the organism in Eukaryota, Metazoa, Chordata, Actinopteri, Perciformes, Sebastidae. The record is from RefSeq and is a predicted model, not a curated record. The transcript has 7 exons. Bases 334 to 1173 code for a protein of 279 amino acids. Gene Ontology annotation, biological process: intracellular potassium ion homeostasis; intracellular sodium ion homeostasis; sodium ion export across plasma membrane. Gene Ontology annotation, molecular function: ATPase activator activity.